Messenger RNA from Aspergillus eucalypticola CBS 122712, 1128 nucleotides. It is a transcript of the gene fmpC, whose product is annotated as ATP-grasp enzyme fsqD. Bases 1 to 1128 code for a protein of 375 amino acids. The record is from RefSeq and is a predicted model, not a curated record. NCBI's taxonomy places the organism in Eukaryota, Fungi, Ascomycota, Eurotiomycetes, Eurotiales, Aspergillaceae. Gene Ontology annotation, molecular function: ATP binding; metal ion binding. The transcript is spliced from 2 exons.
AUGUUUUGCUUCUUGGGUCCGCGACGGCCGGCCAUCCGCAGCUACGACAAGCCCAUUGAUGGCCUGAUGACAGUGAGCGAUAGUCGCUUAAUCGGAGUGGCUCGAGCGUGUGAAGUUCUUGGGUAUACUACCUCCCCAUCGUCGGCCUAUGUGCUGGCCGGAGAUAAGUAUCAAACUCGCAUGAUGGAGCCAGACACGCACGGGGCUUUCCGGGUCUUUGGGACGGAUGAACUGGAGAAAGUACUUCGGUCUACCGAGGUGACGUAUCCUCUCAUCGUCAAGCCUUGCCUGGGAUGGGGAAGUCAGGCUGUCACCAAAGUGUCUACGGAAGUUGAGUUAUUUGAGGCGGUCGAGAAAGCCUGCGAGUGUCACGCAUUAGCUCCGCAACAGCGGAGUGACGCCGUUAUUGAGCCAUAUAUCGAUGGUCCAGAAGUCGAUGCCAACUUCGUAUUGCUGAAUGGCGAAGUGAUCUUCUGCGAGAUCAGUGAUGACUUCCCGAGCCCUGGCGAUGGGGACUCUCAACAAGCCAUAACUUCGUCGAGACUAUGUAUCCUUCGUCAGGGGUUUUCAACCGGUACAUUCCACUGCGAAGCGCGGUUGCAGCAUUCGAGUCAUGAGUUUCGAAAAGAUGAGAACGGGUUUGAGGACUUGUAUCCCCGCAGAGAUACUGAUACAAGUGAUGGAAGGAGUGUGGGCGUGUACCUCCUCGAAAUAAACGCUCGCCCAGCUGGAUAUCUGGAGACUGUUGGCGUCAACUUGGUCUAUGGGGUGGAUUAUUUCGCCCAGCAAACACUCUUUUCCGUCAAUGAUAAUUUUCGAUACAGGGCUUUAUGCCACCCAUUUCCUGAUGGGCCUCGCUCCUACCUCUCGAUACUCGUCCUCCAGGAAGACGUUGCUGGGAUCAUGAAGACCGAAGAUGCUACAGCGGAGCUCCUGCGCCAGUACCCCGAACUGGAGCCACAUGUGCCGCUGUACGCGACAAUCAAGAAGAAGGGAGAUAGACUGGUUGGGCCAAAGUCGAGUGAGGUUCAUUUCAUUGCGUGGAUCUUGGUCACAGCUCAGAAGAGGCGCCAGUGUCUGCGGUUGGUGGAGCAGAUACGAAGCCAUUUCCGUUAUGAAGUUGAAUAG